Messenger RNA from Bathycoccus prasinos, 432 nucleotides. RefSeq lists its product with no specific name. NCBI's taxonomy places the organism in Eukaryota, Viridiplantae, Chlorophyta, Mamiellophyceae, Mamiellales, Bathycoccaceae. The transcript has a single exon. Bases 1 to 432 code for a protein of 143 amino acids. Gene Ontology annotation, molecular function: iron-sulfur cluster binding. The record is from RefSeq and is a predicted model, not a curated record.
AUGUUUUCUCUCUCACACCGAUGCCAUUCCGCAGUCGCAUCGUCAUCUUUCCAUGUAGCGUCCUCCAAACAUAGCUCGUCGAAAACAUCGACCAUUCAUCAUCAAAGAGGAGCACACCUUCACCCGCACGCGACCGUCGUCAUCAACCACGAAGGAAAAGAUUACACGGUGGAAGUGCAAGACGGGGAAACCAUCCUGGACGCCGGUUUAGACGCCGGGAUUGAUUUACGACACGACUGCAAAAUGGGCGUUUGCAUGAUGUGUCCGGCGAAAAAAGUGACCGGAGAAGUCGAGCAAGCGAACGCGAUGUUAUCCGACGACGUCUUGGAGCAAGGGUUCGUCUUGUUGUGCUGCGCGGAACCGGUCGGGGAAGGCGUGAAGAUUACCACCGUGGACGAGGACGAGUUGUUGGAGGUACAGCUGAACGCAUGA